UUAAUGGGUGAGUCUACUGGUGAUGAUUGUAUGGUCUGUAAGAAAGAAUGGCUACUGCGAAGAUAGGACUCUUCGGAGUGGCAACACUUCCUCCCACUCACAACCACCGUAUAACCACUGCUUCCUCUCAUCAUCGUUUCAUCUUCAUCAACUCACGCCGCUCUCUUCGUACUCGUUCUUCUUCUUCUCUCACACUCCGAGCCUCUUCCGACACUUCUUCCUCCUCCGUAGCCUCACCAGGCAACGCAGUUGAAAAUGUGGUAAUUAUAGGUUCAGGUCCUGCAGGAUACACAGCAGCAAUAUAUGCUGCACGAGCCAAUUUGAAACCCGUAGUGUUCGAGGGUUACCAAAUGGGUGGUGUUCCUGGGGGACAAUUGAUGACUACAACUGAAGUAGAGAACUUUCCAGGAUUUCCGGACGGGAUUACUGGACCUGAUCUAAUGGACAGGAUGCGACGGCAAGCUGAACGUUGGGGAGCAGAAUUGCAUCAUGAAGAUGUUGAAGCUAUUGAUGUGAAGUCUAGUCCUUUUACUGUCCAAAGCAGUGAACGUAAGGUUAAGAGCCAUACUGUAAUUAUUGCCACUGGAGCAACUGCAAAACGACUUAGGCUACCCAGAGAAGAUGAGUUUUGGAGCAGAGGAAUUAGUGCUUGUGCAAUUUGUGAUGGAGCAUCACCUCUCUUCAAGGGUCAAAUUCUUGCUGUCGUUGGAGGGGGUGACACAGCCACAGAGGAAGCAUUAUAUUUGACAAAAUAUGCUCGUCAUGUUCACUUACUUGUACGUCGAGACCAACUAAGGGCUUCUAAAGCCAUGCAAGAUAGAGUGUAUGACAAUCCAAAUGUCACUGUGCACUUCAAUACAGAGACUGUGGAUAUUGUGAGCAAUACAAAAGGACAGAUGUCUGGCAUUUUAGUAAGAAAGCUUGAUAGUGGGGAGGAGUCAGUGCUUGAGGCCAAAGGGCUAUUCUACGGCAUAGGCCAUUCACCAAAUACUCAACUGUUGAAAGGCCAAGUUGAACUUGACCAGUCUGGCUACUUACUAGUCAAAGAGGGUACUGCAAAAACUUCAGUUGAAGGUGUAUUUGCUGCAGGAGAUGUGCAGGACCAUGAGUGGAGGCAAGCCGUAACUGCUGCUGGAUCUGGAUGUAUUGCAGCUUUAUCAGUUGAGAGAUAUCUCGUCAGCAGUGGUCUUCUUAUAGAGUUCCAUCAGCCAAAACAUGAAGAGGUUAAGAAGGAAUUAACAGACAGGGAUGUUCAAGCGGGCUUUGACAUUACACUUACAAAGCAUAAGGGGCAGUAUGCUCUGCGAAAAUUGUACCAUGAUAGUCCAAGGCUUAUAUGUGUAUUAUACACGUCACCGACAUGUGGUCCGUGUCGGACAUUGAAGCCAAUCCUCAGUAAGGUAAUUGAUGAAUAUGAUCAGAGUGUACAUUUUGUUGAAAUUGAUAUAGAGGAAGAUCCAGAAAUAGCAGAAGCAGCUGGAAUCAUGGGUACUCCGUGUGUGCAGUUUUUUAAAAACAAGGAGAAUCUUAAGACUGUUUCAGGAGUUAAAAUGAAGAGAGAAUACCGAGAAUUCAUCGAGGCAAAUAUAUAGAAGUACAUAAAAACAUUCAAGGGUGAUAACCGAGUUCUGUGAUUCAAUUUUGUUUUCAACAUUGGCCUGCUGAAUAGCGCUGUCAAUUUUGACAGCUAUUCCUUGAACUGAUCAGCAUUUUCAUAGAUUGUACAUGUAGAGAGCUACCAGUUAUUGUUGUAAUUUUUAUCGUUCAAUAUUGUAUUUUUUUUUUUCCUAUUUGAAUUCAGCAAGUUCAACUACCAGCUUCUCAUUGAUGACAAUGUGGUGAGUGAAAUCACACCCUGUCAUCAUCCAAGCUGAAAUGACUGAUCAUAUUUAUAAUAUUUUUUUUCCACAUUUUAA
This is a messenger RNA of Medicago truncatula (barrel medic), 1916 nucleotides long. RefSeq names its product NADPH-dependent thioredoxin reductase 3. Lineage: Eukaryota; Viridiplantae; Streptophyta; Magnoliopsida; Fabales; Fabaceae. The transcript is spliced from 10 exons. Bases 48 to 1592 code for a protein of 514 amino acids. Gene Ontology annotation, cellular component: cytoplasm. Gene Ontology annotation, biological process: removal of superoxide radicals. The record is from RefSeq and is a predicted model, not a curated record. Gene Ontology annotation, molecular function: thioredoxin-disulfide reductase (NADPH) activity.